This is a messenger RNA of Erpetoichthys calabaricus (reedfish), 3300 nucleotides long. Its product is annotated as cyclic nucleotide-gated cation channel beta-1-like. The transcript has 19 exons. Gene Ontology annotation, biological process: retina homeostasis; monoatomic cation transmembrane transport. Gene Ontology annotation, cellular component: intracellular cyclic nucleotide activated cation channel complex; plasma membrane; photoreceptor outer segment. The record is from RefSeq and is a predicted model, not a curated record. NCBI's taxonomy places the organism in Eukaryota, Metazoa, Chordata, Cladistia, Polypteriformes, Polypteridae. Gene Ontology annotation, molecular function: intracellularly cGMP-activated cation channel activity; protein-containing complex binding; cGMP binding. The coding region runs from base 136 to 2598 and encodes 820 amino acids.
AUUUAAGGAGGAAGUUGAAUGAACUUUUCUAGCGAUUCAGUAGACCUUUCUGCACUAUAAGCUGUGACAACAUGAAACAUUGCCUUAUACUGCUCUCCAGACAUCACUGCCAGAACAGCAUGAGCUGCCUGCAAGAUGUCUAAGCCAAAGCCAGACCUGGAGUUAAACCAUCUAGUACGUGAAUCCUCUUCACAGCCUUCCAGUCAUAAGCUCUCUACAGCCAACAAUACAUCACUUCUCCCCAACGUCCCCAACCUCUGCCCGUCCAGUGGCAAUCAGGUUCCACUUCAAAGCCAGAUGUCAGGUGUGGUCAACCCCAGCUUUUCUAAGGAAGAGGGUCCCAACAACUGGCCUAGAGGGAAUUCUAAAGUGGGCCCUCACCCUGCUGUUAAUGUAGAAGAUGUUGAUUCUGAUGUAGACAACAGUAGCACCAAUAGAUCUCAGCCAGUUCCACGUGCCCUCACACCAGCUUCAUCUUACAAGAGCAAGACACUGACUGUGCCAGGGGUUCCUAUCUCGAUUCGAAGGAAGAAGCUCUAUUCACAAGGUGACAGUACUGACGAUGGUGAGACACCAGUCUGUGCUUGGCCUAGUCAGUCCAGCCUGCAAACUGAUGACGGGGACAAAGAACGACCACCAUCUGUGACCAGCCAAUCCAGUGCAAUUGUUACUGAGCGCCUUCAGGAGCUUGUCAGACUGUUCAAGGAUAGGACAGAAAAAGUGAAGGAAAAACUGAUAGACCCCGAGUCCUCCUCAGAAGAUGAAAGCCCCUCAGCAUCUCCAGCAAAGCCAGCCCCUUCUGCUCCUGCUCCUGCACCUCCACUGACAGAGGAGCCAAAACCACAGGAGGGAAAAAUAGCACCAAAGGAGGAAGAACAUUACUGUCAAAUGAUGUGCUGCAAGUUCAAGACCAUGCCCUGGAUGAGACGAUUGAAGAAAUGGAGUUUCCCUGAUAGCAUUGACCCAUUUACCAAUCUCAUUUAUGUCCUGUGGCUUUUCCUUGUGACUUUGGCCUGGAAUUGGAAUGUGUGGUUGAUCCCCGUAAGGUGCACUUACCCCUACCAGACCCCUGAUAAUAUCUACAUCUGGCUGGUUGUGGACUACCUGUGCGACUUCAUCUACAUCAUCGAUAUGUUCCUCUUUCAGACACGUCUGCAGUUUGUGCGGAGCGGAGACAUUAUUACUGACAAAAAAGAAAUGAGAGACAAUUAUUUGAAAUCCUUCAAAUUCAAGAUGGAUAUGCUUUCACUCAUUCCUCUGGAUUUCCUGUAUUUUAAAGUUGGAGUGAAUUCUCUUCUACGACUGCCACGUCUGUUAAAGUAUAUGUCUUUCUUUGAGUUUAAUGAUCGUCUGGAGGCAAUUCUCAGCAAAGCUUACAUCUACAGAGUCAUCAGAACAACAACCUACCUCCUGUACUCUUUACACUGCAACUCCUGUCUCUACUACUGGGCAUCUGACUAUGAAGGGAUUGGAUCAACCCGUUGGACAUAUACUGGACUAGGGAACAGCUACAUUCGUUGCUACUACUUCGCUGUGAAGACUCUGAUCACAAUUGGGGGGCUGCCUCAUCCAGUGACAUUGUUCGAAAUCACUUUCCAGCUUCUGAACUACUUCAGUGGGGUCUUUGCUUUCUCUAUAAUGAUAGGGCAGAUGAGGGAUGUGGUUGGGGCUGCAACUGCUGGAAAAACAUAUUACAGAGCAUACAUGGACGGAACCAUUAAGUAUAUGAACAAUUAUAAAAUCUCCAAGGAUGUUCAGAAUCGCAUUAAGACCUGGUAUGAAUACACAUGGAAAUCCCAGGGGAUGCUGGAUGAGCAAGAAUUACUGGUGCAACUGCCAGACAAGAUGAGACUAGACAUUGCAGUGGAUGUCAGUUACAGCAUCGUCAGCAAGGUGCCACUCUUUCAGGGAUGUGACCUUCAAAUGAUUUAUGACAUGCUGAAGAAGCUAAGGUCGGUGGUGUAUCUGCCAGGAGAUUAUGUCUGCAAGAAGGGUGAGAUUGGAAGAGCGAUGUAUAUCAUCAAGGACGGAGAAGUGCAAGUAUUGGGUGGUCCAGAUGGAAAGACGGUUUUGGUAACACUGCGAGCUGGAUCUGUCUUUGGGGAAAUCAGCCUGCUUUCUGUUGGAGGUGGUAACAGAAGAACAGCGGAUGUGGUGGCCCAUGGAUUUGCUAACCUCUUCAUCUUAGACAAGAAAGAUUUAAAUGAUAUCCUAAUCCACUAUCCAGAGUCACAGAAGCUGCUGCGGAAGAAAGCCAAAAAAAUGCUCAACAAAAACCAGAAAACUAAAGAGGCAGCAGAAAGGGCAAAACAUGUGAUUCGUCCUAGAGCUGAAACCCCCAAACUUCUCCAAGUGGCUGUAGCAGCUAGUAAACAGUCUGGAAUUGAAGGAUCCCUCACAAGAAUUCAGCCACGACUGCAGAAGUCCAGCUCCUUAGAGCCAUCCACUUCCCUAAAGCAAACACCCUCUCCACAAGGAAUGGCAGAAGAUGACAACCAGGAUGCAGUAUCUGUGUCCUCAGACAGCUCCACGUUAAAUUCUACCAGAGGGAAAAACCUGUCUGUAGAAGUGUCUGCAGAGGAAAAAGAGACAUCCUAAAAAUAAGCAAUGAAAUCUGAGGAAUGCAUGAAAGAGAUUCCUUUUGGGCAGCACUUUGUGGUUCUUGAAUUUCCAGCUGUCGCGAAAAGAGGAGUAUCUUCAAUAAUCUAGUAAUCUAUGCUAGUUUAAAACACUAUGGCAGUGUAACUACAGAUAUUGUAUAUCAGAAACAUCAGCUGAAUAGAGCUUUAAAGUGCACAGGUGAUCAGCUAAACUAAAGGUUACAUGUAGACUGGCAGCUUUGUUUUACUAUUUAAAGUUAUUAUGAUACAUGAUAUCAUUUUUUACUAUAAGAAAAUCACAUUUCUGUCUUACUUUUAUGGCAGUUCAUUUUGGCUGCUUUUUCUCUUUUUCCUUAAAAGGAAAUAGAAAGUGAAUGUUAUUAAGCAAUACUAAUAUUAGUGUUGUCACUGGCUACUUAAUUACAAGGCACACUAGUUGGCCUGAAGCCACUGAAAGUUACAGAAAGCAAAAAAACUCCUUUACACUGGGCACAAUAUGUCUGUAGAAUUCUGACAUGAUAUAUUAUUGACCUUUAUCUAAUCAGUCUAAUCUAAUCUAAUCUCCAUUGUUCACUGAUUCUGGAAAUGUGUGUACUGUAAAAUAUAAAAGACUUUUUUGAAUGUUCAAAUGUUAUAUACUGUUCCUAUAAAUAAAAUUCAUUACUGCUCUUAUAAAUAAAAUUCAAUAGAUAUUUCUUAA